AGCACCUGAAGGACAACGCACGCGGCCAUGGCUCACAGCCAGCAGCCCUUCAUGAAGGAGGAGAACCAUUUAACAAACUUAGUCCCUUUUUCGACGAGCUCACCCACCUUGUUGACGAAAGGAAACCACUCCCUGAUAUCUUUUUGAAUCUCUGUACAGCUUUAUUAUUUCACACCCUUUGUCUUUUCUCUACCAAAUAUCCAGCACACAGCUAGACAGAAACGUUACGCCAUGGGGCAGCAGAUGGCUGAUGGGCCGGGCCCCAAGGCUUCUGAAGACGGGGAUCCAUCAGGCUGCCGGCCUGCAUCCAUCCUGCAGGUCCUUCUGCUGGCAGCACCGGCCGACACAGCAGGUGAAGCCGCUGCGGCAGCAACACCCCCAGUGCGCCAUCUGCUUGGAGGCGGUGGAGGGACGCCCCAGCUACAACACCCUCAUCUGUCCCUCCUGCACCAGCGCGCAGUUCCACCACCACUGCAUCCAGGGCCAAGCUCUGCGCGCUGCCCUGCACCACUUCCGCUGCCCGCUCUGCCAGGACAUGCAGGCCUUCCAGGCUGAGAUGUUUCGCCUCGGAAUCAAAAUCCCAGACAGGUCAGCACCCACGGCCCUGCCACCGCACGGCCCCCCACCCUACGACCUCCCCUUGCACUGCACAAACCU
Phasianus colchicus (ring-necked pheasant) is the source of this 657-nucleotide messenger RNA. Lineage: Eukaryota; Metazoa; Chordata; Aves; Galliformes; Phasianidae. The record is from RefSeq and is a predicted model, not a curated record.